AUGUCUGGGAUAUGUCGCCCACGCUUAGCUGAGGAGCGCAAGCAAUGGCGCAAAGAUCACCCCUUUGGAUUUUACGCGAAGCCCACGAAAGCGGGAGAUGGAUCGAUGAACCUACUUGAGUGGGAGGUCGGUAUUCCUGGAAAGGCCGGAACAGCUUGGGAGGGCGGCACGUAUAAACUGAUGAUGAACUUUCCCGACGAUUAUCCCUCUAAACCACCGAAAUGCAAAUUCACCCCGCCGCUUUUCCACCCUAACGUCUAUCCGUCAGGAACUGUAUGUCUAUCGAUCCUUGACGAAGAUAAGGGGUGGAAGCCUGCGAUCACUAUUAAGCAGAUUCUCCUAGGAAUUCAGGAUCUCCUUGAUGAUCCGAACGUAAAUGAUCCAGCUCAGAGCGAUGCCUACACAAUGUUCAAGAACGACAAAGCCGCAUAUGAGAAACGAGUAAGAGCUCAAGCUAGGGAUAACACACAGAACCCGCAAGCAAGCAACUCGGGCUUCCUGCGCAGCCCGCUUUUCAGUAUGUCUUCCGAACACUCCAUCUUAAACGUGCACACGCCGACUUCAUCAUUUGCAAUCAUCCAUUCAACUGCCACGGAGCCACUUGAGACGCUCUACGACAAAUUGAGUCGAAAGGCGCAUACAGACUACCAUGGCAAGCGCGUAGGACCUGGGUGGCUCAAGUAUGAGUUCAAGGAUUCGGUGUGGAACCUCGACGAUGAAUCCGAUUACACUAUCUUCAACUGGAGGCUGCAGGGGGAAGAUAUGAGCGGAGGUCUCGACGUGCCUUCGAGUUCGACGGCACGUCCAUCAGAAAGUCCAUCGCCCACUUUGUACCUUCACGAUCCCACACAACCGCUUCCAAGUCCCCCAGCAUACAUCAAUCCUUCUUAUUACGCGUUCCGUCCAUCGACUGCGCGCGAAGCCGCUUCCCGUUCAGUCUCGUCUCAAGGCGGGGCCGGGAGCACAAAGACAAAGCAUACGAAGAGAAGCAAGCACGACAAGCCUGAGGCCGGUGGGUUACUUCAAUUCAGAAAGGAGUUUGAGAAAUUCCACGGGGAGAAUGGGGUUCGCACCGUCAUGGGUAGCAUUGGUCCGGUCCAGAACGUUCGGAUGCUCCUCAAGUCAGGGUACAGACACGUCUACAUAUCUCGCAAGUUUGCGUUGCAACAUGGCUUCAUCCCGGAGGAUGCUACCCCAGGACUAUAUGGAUAUGGCGGCUUGGUCAAUAUAGGGACCUGGCCAAUCUCAUUGACGCCCUCUUCGACGUUUUCUUCCCAUCCAAACGACCCGCCUCCUCCACCCCAGCAUCUGUCAAAGAAGCGGAACGGGAAGCUGAAAGACAAAGCUAACGGUGGCCCACAGCCAACGAUGAUGCCCGUAUACCUCUCAGAGGAACCUCAUUUCGACGUCGUGCUGGGACGAUCGUUCUUCGAACGCAGACAGAUACGGACAAAUGCCGUUGAUCCUACGGAUGUGGUCUGCAUGGACACUGGGGAGAAAAUAGAGUGUGAACUGGUGAUUCUGAAGGAUGGCAAGGGUGAUAUUGUUACAGUAACGUGA
Molecule: messenger RNA, 1560 nt
Organism: Pleurotus ostreatus (oyster mushroom)
Lineage: Eukaryota; Fungi; Basidiomycota; Agaricomycetes; Agaricales; Pleurotaceae
Exons: 12
Coding region: 1-1560 (519 amino acids)
Biological process (GO): protein sumoylation
Cellular component (GO): nucleus
Molecular function (GO): SUMO conjugating enzyme activity
Source: RefSeq, a predicted model, not a curated record